AUGAGCCGGGGCCGCGCACGCCGGCCGCCGGUUCCUGGCAGCGUCGUCAUCCGCGCCGGCGCGCUCCUCCUCCUCCUCCUGGCGUCCGCCGUCCUGCUGGCAGCAGCGUCGUCGCCAUCGGAGGAGGCGGCGGUGGACUAUGGCGCGGCGCUGUCCAAGAGCCUGCUCUACUUCGAGGCGCAGCGGUCGGGCGGCUGCCGCACAACCAGCGCGUGCCGUGGCGUGGCCACUCGGGCCUCACCGACGGCCUGCAGCAAGGUGGACCUCGUCGGCGGCUACUACGACGCCGGGGACCACGUCAAGUUCGGCCUGCCCAUGGCCUUCACCGUCACCAUGCUCGCCUGGGGCGCCAUCGACUUCGCCGAUGACGUCGCGGCCGCCGGCGAGAGUGGGGCCACACGCUCGAGGCCAUCAAGGGGGCACCGACUACUUCGUCAAGGCGCACACCGAGCCGUUCGUCUACUGGGCAGAGGCGCCUCAGGCGUGCGUGCCGUCACCGGGGAAGUACUUUCUUGCCACUUCCACGCACCACCCAUGGAAUUGGGAUGGAUCGAUCGGCCGAGGCCCAAGGCAUCAGACAUCAUGCAGUCAUUUGACUCAAUGAAGGCUGCUGAAAUUUACUGCUGCCUGGUGGGGGACGGCGACACGGACCACUACUGCUGGCAGCGGCCGGAGGACAUGACGACGACGCGCGCAGGCGUACCGCAUCGACAAGGACAACCUGGCUCCGACCUCGCCGGAGAGACCGCCGCCGCACUCGCCGCGGCCUCCAUCGUCUUCCGCCGCUCCAACCCGCAUUACUCCCGCCUCCUCCUGCACCACGCCCAGCAGCUGUUCGAGUUCGGCGACCGGUACCGCGGCACGUACGACAGCAGCAUCGCGGAGGUGCGCAGCUACUACGCGUCCGUGAGCGGCUACCAGGACGAGCUGCUGUGGGCGGCGCUGUGGCUGCACACGCGCCACGGGCCGCGACGACUACCUCCGCUACGCCGUCGACAAGGCCGACUCCUUCGGCGGGGUCGGCUGGGCCAUGACCGAGUUCAGCUGGGACGUCAAGUACGCCGGCGUCCAGGUCCUCGCAGCCAAGGUACGGUACUCCUCCUGCUCUUUCGUCUUUCUUGA
This is a messenger RNA of Miscanthus lutarioriparius, 1122 nucleotides long. The record is from the annotation of a GenBank genome assembly. NCBI's taxonomy places the organism in Eukaryota, Viridiplantae, Streptophyta, Magnoliopsida, Poales, Poaceae.